Molecule: messenger RNA, 3355 nt
Organism: Chrysemys picta bellii (western painted turtle)
Lineage: Eukaryota; Metazoa; Chordata; Testudines; Emydidae
Source: RefSeq, a predicted model, not a curated record
AUGGGACAUAAGUCGGACCUGGUGCAUGAUCACGGGCGAUACAGCCCGGACCCAGUCUGGGAUGGGAGAAUUACAGGGUUCUGUCCUGAGGCGCACCAUGGCAUGAGGCCUGAGAUGCUGACCUACCUGCCCCCUCCGUGGGGCGAGUGUCGCUCGUCGGAUGUGGGGUUAGACUUUUUCCCUGUUUACAGUAUCACGGCUUGCAGGAUUGACUGUGAAACCCGCUACAUUGUGGAAAACUGCAACUGCAAAAUGGUCCACAUGCCAGGGGACGCUCCGUUCUGUACUCCGGAGCAGUAUAAGGAGUGUGCAGAGCCUGCGCUGGGUUUGCUUGCUGAAAAGGACAGCAAUUACUGUACCUGCAGGAUGCCGUGUAACCUGACCAGGUACAACAAAGAGCUCUCCAUGGUGAAGAUCCCCAGCAAAACUUCAGCCAAGUACCUGGAGAAGAAGUUUAACAAGUCUGAAAAAUACAUCUCAGAGAAUAUUCUCGUGCUGGAUAUAUUUUUUGAAGCACUCAACUAUGAGACAAUUGAGCAGAAGAAAGCAUACGAAGUGGCAGCUUUACUUGGUGACAUUGGCGGUCAGAUGGGAUUGUUUAUUGGUGCUAGUAUCCUUACAGUACUAGAGCUCUUUGAUUAUAUUUACGAGCUGAUCAAGGAAAGAUUGUUAGACCUGCUUGGCAAGGAGGAGGAGGAGGGGAGCCAUGACGAAAACGUGAGCACUUGCGACCCCAUGCCAAAUCAUUCCGAAACCAUCAGCCACGCUGUGAACGUGCCCCUGCAGACGACCCUGGGAACGCUGGAGGAAAUUGCCUGCUGACACCUCCCCGCCAGCGCCGGAGUGCCAAGACCGACCGAAAGGAGACUGCACAGGAAAGCAGGGACCAAGCUCAGGUUUGCACCGGGGGAAAAGGAAGAAAAUCGCUAUGCAUUAAAAAAAAAUAAUAUAUAUCUAUAUAUAACUGUAUAUAUAUUAUACAUCUCUGCCAAAACCAAGCGAGCGGCGCCUUGGACUUGACUUGCGUCGUCCUUUCCUGUGGGGGGGCUCGUCUUCGGGAUCUGAAGACACACUCGUUUUUGAACUGUACAGACCAACACAGAAACUAACAAAGCCACCAUUUCAUAUACUGCCGACUGUAUAAAGCACUUGCAUGCCGAUACUUUUUAUGGCAAUAUAUUCCUAGCUGUCUUUCUAAGCUCUGUUCCUCUGUACAGGCUCUGAUUUCACUACCAAGAAGGAAUUUUGCGGGCCCAUCCGUCCCCGAAAUCGCCGUUAAUUAGGCUGUAUUAGAAUAAAGAAACAAACAAACGUGCAGCUCUUGGACUCUCCUUACCUCCUUGUUCUUCGUGUCAGUUUGCUAGGCCAGGUCCCCCAAAGGCUAAGCCGUGCUGCAGCCGGGCCUGGCGGAGGUACCGUCACCUAAAGGGGAGCGGCCCAGGGACCGCAGUCUGACUCCCUGACCUGGAUGGCUCUUGGAUGACCACACCCGUGGCUACUGUGUCGUGCUCCUGGGUCUGUAACGCAGCUUGUACAGUCUGGUUUGGGGGGGUGCGGGCAGGAGCGGGCGUGGGGGUUAUUUUUCAUUCCUUUCCGUUGUGCGUUUUCCUCGUUCUCCUGACUGAUAUUAAAGCUGGUCUUGUGGAAACGGCCAGAUUGUGUCAUUCCUGCUUUGCCUCCUGACUCGCUCACCACCGCUCCGGCCUCAGGGUGGACAGAGCAGCCGGGAUGCCCCCUCAAUUAGCUGUUUUAGUGGGAGGGUCCCCUGCAUUUGGCUCUGCUGCUCUUCCCUGGUGGGUAGCGAAAGGGGGCAGCUGGACUCAUCCUCCACUGCCUACCCAUCGGCUGAUAACAGGCAGCCAAUCCAGCCUCUUCAUGCUCCAUCAAACAGGGGGGCAGGGCCUUGUGCUUCUCCAGUUUGUGGGCACAUUGGGGAUUAGCCAGCACCCUCCACCCUGUCCCCUUCCAGUGUCAUCUCCAGGGUGGGCUUUGUUCUUCCCCAAAGCAGGGAGCAGAGCACCCCCUUCGUUCGGCCCCAGCAGCUGCUCCCCCACCCUGGCGCAUCAGGCGACAUCACUAGGACAUCAACAGCCCAAUCGAGCGGAUUGGGACCAGAGCUCUCCUGGGGCUGUUGGUGUUGUUCCCAACCUGCGAAGCCACACACACGUUCCCACACAAGCCCCGUGGCUUCCCUCCCAACAAGCCCCAGCCCCGCUAUGAGAUUGCCCGGCCCUGCCCUAGCACAGAGUCUAGUCUGUCAGUGCCACUGCACGAGAGCCGCUUGGAGUCUCCAUGUCACCCUCCCAACACCCCGCUGCUAGUCAGCUGCUCUGAAGCGUCUCUCGGAUUCAGACUCCCAGAAGCCCUUGCCUGGCUAUGAUUCUCUUUGCAGAGGAGCUGGAAGCUGACCCCCUACUGUGGUCUCCCGUGUCCCCCUCAUGUAUCAUAGAAUCAUAGAAGAUCAGAGUUGGAAGGGACCUCAGGAGGUAUCUAGUCCAGCCCCCUGCUCAAAGCAGGACCAAUCCCCAGCUAAGUCAGGCUGUAACCUUCCAGAACACAGCCCAAACCUCCAGACAGCCACGGCGGCUCCUCCCAACACUGCUUUGCAAUAGACUUGAGAUGCCGGCAGUAAAUAAUGCACUUGGCUGGACCUCCAGCUCCCCUCAAAGCCCCAGCAGGGUCCUUUUUUGGCAGCCAAAUGCCGUGAGUAGAACAAAUGAGACGUAUGUCCGCGAACAGCAGUAUGACGGGCCAGCUCCUCAACUGGUGGGGAUCAGCACACCCCAGUUGGCUUCUCUGGGUUUAUGGCAAUUUACACCAGUUGGGGAUCUGACCCUACCGGCUUCCCUGGGUCUCAGUCAGGGCCGCCCCUUGGACCGCACCGGCAUUGGGGGUAAUUAGUGGGUAUUUAACUAGUUCUACUCAACUCCAAAGAGUUUUACCAUUUCCUAGAAAGUGCGAAAUUCCAUCCCUCUCCCCCACCCCCACUGCACUUAGAUCGGGGAGCAGCGUAAAUUCUGGCCUCACUGCAUUUCCGGUGCAUAUGGAUUAUGGGGGUGCAGCCUAAAGUUUUCGCUAACAAUCCCCACCAGCCGAGAAGGUGCCUCCCAGAACACCCAGCAGCCGGAGCUGUUCUCUCUGGAAAGGCCUGUGUUGUCUGUUUCACAGUCCCCUGUUUCUGCGAUCCCUACGCCCACCUCUGUCCGGCCAGCUCUUGUUUUGUACGUGAAUGACGCGGCCGCCAGUCAGUCUUGUUUGUUAGUGCCCAUGCGUUCGAAGGGAACCGUGUACCUUGUCAAAAUGAUACCGUGUGCUACAGCUUUACACCAAUAAAGAGAAACAAACGUGAGUUUCA